Camelus dromedarius (Arabian camel) is the source of this 4839-nucleotide messenger RNA. RefSeq names its product MTSS I-BAR domain containing 2 (gene MTSS2). The transcript has 14 exons. The record is from RefSeq and is a predicted model, not a curated record. Lineage: Eukaryota; Metazoa; Chordata; Mammalia; Artiodactyla; Camelidae. Gene Ontology annotation, molecular function: actin binding; phospholipid binding. Bases 52 to 2286 code for a protein of 744 amino acids. Gene Ontology annotation, cellular component: cytoplasmic side of plasma membrane; actin cytoskeleton. Gene Ontology annotation, biological process: cell projection assembly; plasma membrane organization.
GCCUGCGCCCCGCCGCCGCCGCCGCCGCCGCCGCCGCCGCCCGGCCCGAGCAUGGAGACGGCGGAGAAGGAGUGUGGCGCCCUGGGAGGGCUCUUCCAGGCCAUCGUCAACGACAUGAAGAGCUCCUACCCCAUCUGGGAGGACUUCAACUCCAAGGCCACAAAGCUGCAUUCCCAGCUGAGGACCACUGUGCUGGCUGCUGUGGCCUUCUUGGAUGCCUUCCAGAAAGUGGCUGACAUGGCCACCAACACCCGAGGGGCCACACGGGACAUCGGCUCGGCGCUCACGCGCAUGUGCAUGCGCCACCGCAGCAUCGAGACCAAGCUGCGGCAGUUCACCAAUGCACUGCUGGAGAGCCUCAUUAACCCACUGCAGGAGCGCAUUGAGGACUGGAAGAAGUCAGCCAACCAACUGGACAAGGACCACGCGAAAGAGUACAAACGAGCCCGGCAUGAGAUCAAGAAGAAGUCUUCAGACACGCUGAAACUGCAAAAGAAAGCGCGCAAAGGGAAAGGAGAUCUGCAGCCCCAGCUGGACAGUGCCCUUCAGGACGUCAAUGACAUGUACUUGUUGCUGGAGGAGACAGAGAAGCAGGCGGUGCGCCGGGCCUUGAUCGAGGAACGCGGCCGCUUCUGCACCUUUAUCACCUUCCUGCAGCCUGUGGUGAACGGCGAGCUGACCAUGCUGGGAGAGAUCACCCACCUGCAGGGCAUCAUCGACGACCUGGUGGUGCUGACCGCGGAGCCCCACAAGCUGCCCCCCGCCAGUGAGCAGGUGAUCAAAGACCUGAAGGGCUCAGACUACAGCUGGUCCUACCAGACUCCACCCUCAUCACCCAGCAGCUCCAGCUCCCGGAAGUCCAGCAUGUGCAGUGCCCCCAGCAGCGGUAGCAGUGCCAAGGGUGGCGGAGCCCCGUGGCCUGGGGGUGCCCAAACAUACUCACCCGGUUCCACCUGUCGCUACCGCAGCCUGGCACAGCCAGCCACCGCCACUGCCCGCCUCUCCAGCGUCUCCUCCCACGACUCUGGCUUCGUCUCCCAGGAUGCCACCUACUCCAAGCCCCCCUCACCCAUGCCUUCAGACAUCACCAGCCAGAAGUCCUCCAGCUCUGCGUCCUCUGAGGCCUCGGAAACCUGCCAGUCUGUUAGCGAGUGCAGCUCCCCCACAUCGGACUGGUCCAAGGCUGGGCCCCACGAGCAGCCCUCGGGCACCACCCUGCAGCGGAGGAAGGACCGAGUGGAACUCCUACGAGACACAGAGCCAGGCCCAGCCAGCGGGGGACCCCUGGGACCCAGUGGAGAGGAGGCCCCGCGACCCCGAAUGUCACCUGCCACCAUUGCAGCCAAGCAUGGUGAGGAGGUGUCCCCUGCGGCCAGUGACCUGGCCAUGGUGCUGACCCGUGGCCUGAGCCUGGAGCACCAGAAGAGCAGCCGGGACUCGCUGCAGUACUCCAGCGGCUACAGCACGCAGACUACCACGCCCUCAUGCUCCGAGGAUACCAUCCCUUCCCAAGGCUCUGACUAUGACUGCUACUCAGUGAAUGGGGACGCAGACGGCGAGGGCCCACCCGAAUUUGACAAGUCAUCCACCAUCCCUCGCAACAGCAACAUUGCCCAGAACUAUCGCCGCCUGAUCCAGACCAAGCGCCCAGCCUCCACUGCGGGGCUGCCCACUGCUGGGCUGCCCACUGCCUCAGGUGCACCGCCUGGUGUGGCCACCAUCCGCCGCACACCCUCCACCAAGCCUACCGUGCGCCGUGCCCUCUCCAGUGCCGGUCCCAUCCCCAUCCGGCCGCCCAUCGUCCCUGUAAAGACACCCACAGUGCCCGACUCCCCUGGCUACGUGGGGCCCACGCGGGUGGGCAGUGAGGAGUGCGUCUUCUACACUGAUGAGGCUGCCUCACCCCUGGCGCCAGACCUGGCCAAGGCCUCCCCAAAGAGGCUCAGCCUGCCCAACACAGCCUGGGGCAGCCCAUCCCCCGAGGCAGCCAGCUACCCUGGGCCGGGGGCCGGGCUGGUGGCCGAGGACGAGGAGCAGCAGCUGGCCGCCAACCGUCACAGCCUGGUGGAGAAGCUUGGGGAGCUGGUGGCCGGCGCCCAUGCCCUGGGCGAGGGCCAGUUCCCCUUCCCCACUGCCCUGUCAGCUACCCCUGCGGAGGAGACACCCACCCCACCCCCAGCUGCCACCAGCGAUCCCCCAGCCGAAGACAUGCUGGUGGCCAUCCGGCGCGGGGUGCGGCUCCGCAGGACGGUCACCAAUGACAGGUCGGCACCCCGAAUCUUGUGAUGGCACCACCCUCCCACCCUCAGAGGGCCCAGGCGAGGCAGGUGGCCUGGCCAGUGGGGGCAACAGCCACUCAGAGCAAAGGCACAGUCAGGAGAGAACAGAGCCAGGCAAGUUUUUUUUUUUCAAAAGUCACACAAGGCAAAGCCACUUUAUGGAAAGAGACAUUCAGCUUAGAUUUCAGCGUUUAAACAGGAAGUGACUUCUUUACCAAACCUCACCAGGAUGGAGCCUGCGGGCCUUGAACUGGAUUUGGAGCCUGUUUCAUAUUUUUCUUGCCUACUCUGUCCCUCCUCUUCCUCCUUUUAGGGCCUGACUUUUCCACGUUGCGUGAGCACCAGAAUCGUGCUCCCUUCCCACAACAGAGGCUGGGCCCACCUCCCGCCACCCUACCUGCCUAGUUGUGCCCUCAGUGCCACAGCUUAGCUGGCCUGGCUUCUCCCCAUCUCCCAAGUUGGCAGCCUCCGGCUUUUCCGGGAUGCUGGUCCCUCCUCCCUGACUGGGCUCCCUCUUCUUCCCUCCCCCUUCUCUCUGCCUCUCCCAGGCUCCUCUCCAUCUGGGAGGCAGAGUGGCUGUGGAGGGACCAGGAGCCCAGUGCACUAAGGUAUCUGAUCUGACUGGAAAACUCCACAAAGUGGCUGGCAAUUUAGGGAGCCAGUUGAAGUUAGGAGCCAGCCUGCCUAUAGGGGAAGGGCCCAAGUCAAGUCUCUUGGGGGUAAAUGCAGGGGACCUGCUUGGAGGAUGGGAGGAUCCUGAGGAAGCAUCCCUUCCCCCAAGGUGUGGCUGGGGUUAGGGGGCAGGGUAGGGCUGGGCAGCAGGGAAGUUCAGAGGGUCAUCUAGCCAGUCCCCCAGGAGCUACUUUCAUAUUCCAGCCUCACCUGGUCACAUGGAGACAAUUUAACUCUGGUGGCACUUUGAUCAUGGUUUUGGCCACCUUUGGGGGCAGGGUUUGGAGCUGGGACAGGGAAGGUUCUUUUAUGAAUAUAUAAUAAAAUGGAGCUGACUGGACAAGGACUGUGUGUGGGGACAGGGUAGACGGUACAGGGUGUGUCCAAGAGUGCCUGAGGGUCAGGGGGCCCAACAGUGGCUUGGUGGUCCCAUGGCAGGAGGAGGAGAGCCAAAAAGCCCCCCCCCCAAAGCCAGGGGGCAGCUAUUCUCUCCAGCGGCUUGAGCAAAGCCAAAAUGAGGCUGGAGAGGGCUGGGGGCGGGACCUCCUGCUGGUCUGCAGCAGACGGAGUGGGAGUCAGGGAGUAGGGGAGAUUGGCUUUGACUCUCUGUUGUCAGAGGAGAUGCCAUUCCAGGAUGGUCCCCGCAUCCUGGUCUUGUGCUGGUGGUGGGGGCAGGGAGGGGAGUACACCCUUCCUCACCACCACCUCCCCUCCUCCCACCCCACACCAGUUGUCACGCCAACUCUAAGCAGGUAAAAAGCACGUGUGCCAAGGGCAAGCGGAGGGCUUCCUGUGGCCCUGCAGGCCAGCCAAGUGCGGCAGGGCAGCAGGGCCACAGGGCAGGGACCUCCCAGGGUCAGGAGAGCUGGCUUUUCCUGGUCUGGAUGGGAUGGGGCUGGGGCGAGUCUCCCAGCACCAGGCUGGAGCUUCUGGUAGUUGUUGUGCUGGGAAAUGGGGGCGAGGCAGGGCGGGCCAGUCAGGGCUGGGGAACCAAGGGUAGCCCUGAGUGAAUGGAGCCCCAUGGGCUCCCCGAAAGCGGGUAGAGAACGGUACCUGUAAGUCGCUAGGUCUGAGAAAGGAGCCUUGCUGAGCGCACCUGGAGAAGGGCCCGAGAAGGGAAGGCCUGAAAGGCCCCAGAGAGCAAGUGGCCUAUUUGUGAAACCCUUGGGGGGGGGGGGGUUACACUGCCCCCCUACCCCAGGUUUGCCCAGGUGGGCUGAGGUAAGAUGCAGGUCAUGUGAUGUUAGCAGGGUAAGGGGCAGUGGGGUGGGGGUAUAGCUGAGUCCCCAUGAGGAAGAGCUUGCCCCCAGGGGAGGGGAGGGGGCUUCAGAGAGCCAGGGAGGGGAUGGGUGUGGCACAGCCACCCCCCAACCCCAUGCUCCCACGUCUGCCUUCCCCUCUAAGCCACCCCAGGGCUGUACAUAAUUCCUCCAUCCCCUUGACCAACUCUCGUCCAUUUAGUAACCACCUCAUAGGCCCACCCCUUUGGGAUCCCAGCCAACCAUCCCACAUCACAAAGUUUGUUUUGGGGGACUUCUUUAUGUUUGUUUCAUUUUUCUUUUUGUACAGAGAAAUAUUCUUUUCAAAAGCGUCUUUUGACUGAAGUAACUUUUCUGGUGCUGUUGUUAACUUGUUCCUUUUUUUUUAAUUUAUUUCCCCACCCUAGGCCUCCCCUCCUGGUUCCUACUCACUUUUUUUUCCUUCCACCACCCCACCCCCAUCCCAUCUGAACCAUUUUGUUUCUUUUCUUUUUGUCUGUUUAUGGAUAAAUUAUCUUUUCCUCCCCCCUGCCUCCCGCAACCCAUCCUCCCCUUGAUUUAAAUAGUCACUGCUACAAGUAACAAAUGCACUGUGAAGAUUCCAGUAUUAAUAAAGUUGUACUGUAACA